AUGCGGUUUGCGGAGAAGCAGCACUACGAGAGCGCCCCGAAGCGCUCCGACGUGCGUGUCUCUGCUGCCGCUCCCUUGUGGCGUGCUGCUGCAACAGAGUGCCUUACCGCACUGCUUUGUGACGUACAGUCACUUCGACUUCUCGGAGUGACGAUGGAGCUACUUUACUGUAAAAGUCCCAACAAGUCGAUGCAGCAAAUAAAUGUGGAUGAGCAUGAAAACGUUUCCGCCGCUCUCUCGCCGCAGAAUUUUUUCAAUGGUUUCAUAUGUGUUAAAGGCCGUGUGAUGUGUGAAAUGAACCAACUUCGUAGUCUCAGUCUGAGGUUGUGUGAGCUGACAGGCGGGAAUAGCCAACUCUCCGCGCACUUGCUUGCAGCCCUGUAUAGAUGGGAGGCCUCUGUAGGAAUUUUUAGACGCGACGACAGCUUCCAUUUCGACCGCGCUGAGCUAGUGGCACUGCUGGAUGACGUCACUGUUCACUUGGAAGGGGCGUUGCUGGAGCUGUGCAGCGAUGGGAAUCCGGCGGCUGCCAACAACCCAGCUGUAGUUGACUUCACAAAGGAGGCGGAUAAAGCGCGGGGAGAGAGCAUCGGUGGGACCUCGCUUAUCAGCGGCUGGUGCGACGGCUACAGGAGGUACGAUGCGGCAAGUGCAUUUCUUGCACUGAGUAGAUGGCUAGGACUUGACGUGAGUGUUAUUCUCUCCAACACCGUGUUGCGCUCCCUGUUGGUCGUCUUCACUGUUGUGGUUGGUCUUCCGGUGGCGCGAAUUCUCUUGGAUCUACACGCACUGAGCAGCGCAGGCUCCAGUAUUUUCUUGGGGAGUGACCGUUCUGCUGUGCUUGCGCCAUUCCACACCAUGAAUGUGGUUUGGACUUUUCUUUUUGCCUUGCAGUUGGUGCUGUUGCUGGGAGUGGGAUUUGUCUUCCUCAUCCUGCUCUCCAACGCCUCCUCCAACCUUGCCCAUGCUGCAAUCUUGCAGGCACUCUGCGUGCAGGGGACCACAUGCGUGCGGUGGACCGGUUCAAGCCCCUCCGGCGUCAAUGAUGUGUUCAACAAGGAGGAGGAUGCGGGGGGUGAUGAGGAUGAUGGUGAAAAAGACAUGAGUUUAACUGCACGAAAUGCAGUCAAAAUAGAGAAGGACAGUCACCUACUGUUUCCCGCAACGCACCAUCCGUGUGGUGAGGCAUAUGCCACGACUUUGUGUGGUGGCGCCUCGGACGGAAGUCUCCCGCAGCAGUGUCCGUAUGGUCAUUUUUGCUACGACCAGGCGUUGUGCGCGCUUCCGGUGGCAUCAUCUGCGGGGUGUCACGGGCCCAAAACCACUUUACCCGACACCGUGGAGAGUGAAAAGAAGACGUUGCCACCAUCGCCUGUGGUUGGCGACGGCCAUAGUUUACUUUACCUUCGAUGCAUGCAGGCGGAGCGGGAGUCCCAAGAGUUGUUCACUGAGGCCCCAAGUGGCGUCGGUGACAAAUACAAAGACUCCUCCCCCUAUGCUAAGCCAGACGGCACUGCAAGGAUUUGUUGUCACAUAACAGAAAAUUUACAGGACUGCGUCUGCCCGUUGCUCAUUGUAGAGUACGUUCCUCGUGCCAAGGCGUCAGGUGAGAAUUUCAAACCCAGGGAACUCAGAGAAAGGUAUCCUGUCGUCUACUGCAACCUUCCCGCUCUUGAACUGCUCCACUAUCGUUGUAUAACGGAUCUCGCUGGGAAGGACCUUGAGGAUGUCUUUGGGUUGUACCGCAACCCAAGAAAGUUGUCGCAUUUGAAGCGGGGUAAGCGGGAGAGUAUAGUCUCCGCGCUCCCAGCACUGCCACAGCGGCAGCGGCAGAACUCCCAAGGACGUUUUAUUUUUGUCCCAUUACCACCCUCAAAAGAGCAGGGACAGUGGGAGAAGAGUCAGGCUGCGGAAAAAGUUGCCGAUCUGCGUUGGCUUUUUAAAAACGGUGUGGAGGAGUUGCUUAUGGCGCAGGCAUUGCAUAACUCCUGCCACUUUGACGUGUAUGCCAUGAGCAUUGGCAACAUCACCUUACCCUUCUCCUUUUGUGACGAAAGGCAGUCGCUUGCCCCGCCACCAUCCACGGAAAGAAUGUACCUGGUGUUGCUGUUCCUUCGUGAAACCUACAAGGAGGCGAAGGAUGCUCCAUGGAAGGUCAGUAACAGUUACGUUUGUGGAGAGUCCGCGCCGCAGCCAGCCACUGCUCACGAGUCUCCAAUGGGUGAACUUUUCAGUACUCCGAUGCAGAAGCGGGCUUCUACUGCAAAUUCUGUGACACUCAGCCUUUUCCACCAUCGCGGAUCAUUGAUGAACGACGGCGAGCCGGCUAUUAAGGACCCCCAGGUCGAUAAUUCACGACGUAGACGCAGUACACGGACUGCACCCACCGGUCAUCCACGCACUAAACGUCAUUCUACGGUAAAAUGGCAUUCGUCAACCAUAUCAGCGGAGCGAGGCCAUGCUGUGGAUCAAGUCACAGCGCAGCUUCUACAGGAAAAGUUGAGUAGUCUGCUUGCCGUUCAUGAGGUGAAGCUCUCGCCGUGUGUGCCAGAGACCUUUUUAAUUAACUUUGCUGCCAUCAUGAUCUUUGUGAAUUGGGUGUUAAAGCGGUACAAACGCGUCAACUGUCUCGUGGAUUCCGAAAAUAUGUUUAUUCUUCUUAAGUUGAGGGCAAUCGACGAUGUGCCGCUUCUGAAGAGUAACAGUCAAACGUUUUCUGAGGAGACGAUAUUAAUGUCAUCUGGUUCUGGCGUCACUAACGGCGAAAGUCGAAGACAUUCCUCUCAUGACGCGGGGGUUGAGUCGCUUCUCUCAGCAAACCUUUUGGAGUACCUGCGCGUUUGCGAUGCCAGCAUUCAACUCACGGCUAAUGGAUGUACACUCUGUUUCCCGUACACCACGCAGGAACGACUGGCACUCAUUGAGGAUGCCGGGACCCUGCAACUCUCUACACUCAGAGGACUAUCACUGUUUGGUGUGACCGUCACAAACGCCUUGACCGAGGACGCGGUGGCGCAGACAAGUGGAAAGAUGAUUCAACUGCAGCAGUACACAGCUGCGGAGAAGCCCUUCUCUGAGGCGGUGCGCAAGGCCAAACUGGGGCCCUCGCGAAGGACCGAAGAAAACACCGUAAAUGUUUCAUUGAAUUUAAAAAGGGAAUCCGCUUCUAAACCCGAUUACAACAGUAGCGCCUCGGGAGCUUUUGCUGCCCCGUUAGUGCAGCCUGUGGAGGAAAUAUCAGGAAUCUCAGAGGGGAGCAUGGCGCGGUUGCCUCAGAUAUUCAGUAAUGAGCAUUCCAAAACGACGGAUCCCACUGCACACGCAGUAACGAUGGUGAGCGCACUAGAAUCAAGGUCGGGAUUUGACAUUAGCCAGGGAGGGAGUCCGGAGUGGUUCUCCGUCUCUACUUUUGCCCGAUUUCAUAAUAUCUUUGGUAGGUCCCUAGGCCGCAGCUGGAGUGACCCUAUGGCGGCAAGUGUUUCCAGUCAAAAUCUUCUUGGUAGCAAGGUCACUGGUUAUUCUAAGCGUUAUUUGCACUUUUUUUUGUACAUGGAGGAGAAUCGAGAGGAUGUAGUGCAGCAUCUUUGGUCCGGAGGUCAUUCCGCGACGGUGGUGAGCGAUCCAGUGGCAAUGAAGCGGUAUCUCUUUGUUGGCAUGGACGCCUUUGACGUAGUGUUUAUUGAGUGGUCAGAAAAGCUGGUGACGCCGGAAAUUCGUGAGCUUAUUGCUGAAAACGCGGGAAGUAAGACUGCGAUAUUGUAUGUGUUGAACGAAGAUGCGAGUUCCCUCCCACUUCCGCCUGAUACCCCGGAUGAGGCAGUGCUGCGGCUUCGCGGCAUUGGGGAUGUCUUUACGAACCCUGCCAUUGGUCGCAACCUGAGCCUUUACAUACGGCAGCGUCAGCUGCGGCAAGAGAUGACGCAAAUUCGCUGGCGCAAAAACUAUCAGAUUGUCCGUCAGAUUGGUGGGGGCGCCUUUGGUGAUGUCUACGAGGUUUAUCUCUUUGUCUCGCAGGGGCGGUUGGCGAUGAAGCGGUUGUUUCUCAACGGAGCCAGUAAUCGCCUUCUGGAGCAGCUGAAUCGCGAGGUGCUGAUUAUGAGUCAGAUGGACCACCCAAAUAUAGUGAGUUUUUCUCACUCCUCAAUGGAGGACAACGCCUACUGCAUAUUUAUGGAGUUGUGUGAUGGCACCUUGGGGCAGCGUCUGCAGCGGGGCUUCGCGACAAUGCAAGACUCACAGCGACUUCAGAAACCGCCACUACCACGUUUGUCAAAUGGCGCCUCGUUUCCACUGCAGCCAGAUGGAAACACAAGUAAUAGGCCGGAUACAGAGCCUGACGAGUUGUCUAAAAUUCCAGAGCCUCUUACUGCAAGAGAAAUAGUGCUUGUUUUGCGCGAUAUCGCGAGUGGUAUUGCCUACAUGCAUUCCAAGGGCAUCGUACAUCGUGAUAUAAAGCCUUGCAAUAUUCUCUUCUGUAGUGGCGUGGCAAAGAUUGGAGACUUUGGUUCCGCCGCCGAAGAGUGCACUGCGAAGCCGCUUGUCAACAUGAAAGGCACUUUGGCGUAUAUGUCGCCUGAGGUGUUGCUGGGUGAACCGUAUGGGCGACCAUGCGAUAUGUGGUCCUUUGGAUGCUUACUGGCGGAAAUCAUUGGGUUACGUCUCGGCCAUCUACAGGGGCUACACUUUCCUGCCCUUGUGGAGUUAUACAAGUCUAUCCCCCAGGCUGGAAGUCUGCCCAUCACCGUGGCCAAUUACAAGGGUGGGAAACUGCAGCACCACUUUGGGAGCACCACAACGCAAAAGAUAUUAGGGGCCAUGAAAGACGCCUGCCAUGACGCUUAUAGCAAGCGGGGUGAGAGUCCUACACAGCGUCGUUGCGCGACCUCCAUUAUUGCGAAGGAUAGACUGCUGUCUAAUGAGAAUCAGACGUCGUCGGAUGACAAACUUCAAAGUAGCAUGGGCUGUGACAGUGCGAGGGCAGUAACGUAUAUAACCAGCAAUAGUACAACAUUUUUGGGCUCCGAAAAGACCGAACUACCGGAAAGUCUUGUGGAGUUAUUGGAAAAUCUCCUUCACCGUGACCCGCAGAAGCGUAUGACCGCGGAGGAUGUGCUGCACCACCCUGCGACAUGGGAUGUUGAGUGGAUGGAAAUGGUGAUACGUGCCGUGGAGGAGGUAUGUUCUCUCGACAUGGACGACGCCCUGGUAGACGCUUCCCAGGGCGAAACCAGCGCUGAGAGAGAGGAAAACUUGGAUCUAUCCAUCUCUUCUGUAUAA
Trypanosoma rangeli is the source of this 5277-nucleotide messenger RNA. Its product is annotated as putative protein kinase. Gene Ontology annotation, biological process: peptidyl-serine phosphorylation; autophagy. Gene Ontology annotation, cellular component: cytoplasm. Gene Ontology annotation, molecular function: protein serine/threonine kinase activity; ATP binding. Bases 1 to 5277 code for a protein of 1758 amino acids. The record is from RefSeq and is a predicted model, not a curated record. Lineage: Eukaryota; Euglenozoa; Kinetoplastea; Trypanosomatida; Trypanosomatidae. The transcript has a single exon.